ACUGUGGAGUGAGACCCUGAGAGAGCCGUGACGUCACGGGAAGGUGCAGCGCUGCCAUCCCUGUGCCAUUGCAUGAAUCGCUGAACAAAACCACCACACUUCCUCGAGAUCCAACAAGAAAUGGCCGAAGCAGCAGCAGUUGGAGGUGUUGUCGCCUACGAAGUCGCGGAAACAGCGGUGCAGGCUGGCGCAGCCGGGUAUGCCAUAGCCAAGCCGACUCAGCCAUUGAAGGCUAGCUUUCACCAAAUCGCAACUGCAAAGGACGAUGAAACGAGAACUUCAGUAGUCCGCUCGGAUCACUCUGUUACCGUCGUCAAGAACAAAGCAUAUAUCUUUGGCGGCGAAACUGCGUCCGGACAGCUAGCCAGCAAUGACAUUCACGCUGUGACGCUGGACAAGCCGGCAGAGGAGAAGUCUGAGCAUGAGCCAGAAUAUUCCAUACUACCCGCGGUGCCCGAUGCAGAAGGUCAGCCAGUGCCUAAGGCUCGAACCAAGCAUGCAGCCACUCACUUCAACAUCUGCGUGGCCGUCUUUGGAGGUCUCAAUGAAGCUGGGAAAUUGGUCGAUGAAGAGCCAGUCAUCUGGCUUUACGUGACCGGGAAAUCUGCCUGGGAGAGUCUGAAGUCUGACCACGGACCUGCGCCCGCCCAGAGAAGUGGUGCCAGGUUGUUCAACUUCAACAACAAUCUGGUGCUGUACGGAGGUGUCGAUGCCAAAGGAGAACCCCUUCGUGAUAUCUGGCACUUCUCUUACACCCAGAAGACCUGGACUCAGCUACCGACCGCCCCUGUCUCCACUAGGAAUGCAGCACUUGUGGACGGCGUUCUGUACCUGAUCUCGGGGACAGACAACAUGAGCAGCGACGUGCACUCGUUACAUUUGCAUCCCAAUGAAAAUGCCGAGGAGAGCUUGCACGUCAACUCCGAUCCGCAGACAGAGUGGCACACGGCGUCUUUCCCGACGAAUCCUCUAACUCCAGGCCCUCGGCCUCGAGUCGGAGGUGGUCUUCUUCCGAUCUCAACAGGCUACGGGCGCAACUACUUGCUGUACUUUUUCGGAGCCCGGCAGAAUCCCAACACAACAGAGGCCGUUUCUCCCGAGGACACCGAAGACCCAUCACAAUGGAGCGAUAGCUGGACUUAUCAGAUUCCCUCGAGCAGUCCAGAAGUAAAACCAACUCUUAGCAUCUCGGAGGCGAUCAAACCUGCUAGGAUCAAAGAUGCGAUUCGCGAGAAGCUUGGAUAUAGCUCUGGUGAACAGAGCUGGGCAGAGGUCGAGGUGCUGCCUCCAGGAGACUUGGUCGUCGGCACUGGUAAGAUCCAUCCCGGACCUCGCGCAUUCUUCGGAUACGAUAUUAUGCCAGAUGGGCAUGGAGUGGUCGUUUGGGGAGGCCUGAACGCGAAGGGAGAGCGUGAAGGCGAUGGCUGGAUCAUCAAGUUCCAAUGAGAGGCUACACGCGUUUCGCGGUAGCAAUGCAUAUCGACAGGACUGCGAAAUUGAUCAGCAGUAUCAAGAACAAGAACCAUGACUCGGCACAUGGUCGAGUUGCCGAUAGAUGAUACCCAUGCAUGGCAGAUCAAGAUACUCUGCCACCUAGCAAUGGCAACACAGAUAUCACCUCUCCGUUCCACGCACUCUUUCCUAUCAUACUUACUCUCAGCAGAUGGGGCACACAGUGAAAGCAAGUUUGGCGUUGAGGAGGUCGGUGAUUUCCAGCUACGUGCAAUGUGGUCAGUAGUACGAAUCCACACACUGCCCAGGAUGGCUGUAAAGUCUUAGGUCAACAAGGAUGCUCUCCAAUCGCACGAUGCCAGUAGAGAACUCGUCCGCACAGGUUGAAUCGUGUUGUUGUGAAGUGAGAGUCAAGUCAUG
Messenger RNA from Cercospora beticola, 1872 nucleotides. RefSeq lists its product as uncharacterized. Gene Ontology annotation, molecular function: protein binding. The record is from RefSeq and is a predicted model, not a curated record. NCBI's taxonomy places the organism in Eukaryota, Fungi, Ascomycota, Dothideomycetes, Mycosphaerellales, Mycosphaerellaceae.